UAUCAUGUGACACAGAGAAUGACGCGUCAAAAUUAAAAAUUACGUCAAGCAACAAAUUCUACAAUGCACGGACGCUAUGAAAAUUUGAAAUUGUUUCGGGUAAAUACAAAAACAUAAAAUGGCGUGCCACACAAAAUGCAUCGCUGAGAAAAUUAAAGAGGAGGAAAUGGCCAUCAAGGGCGCUCAUAUGAUGGGACCAACUGUUGAAUCCAAAUUUGACGAACUGAAAUACGAGAUAAUCAAUAAAAUCGAUAAAGAAGUGACCGAUUCGCAGAAUGCGCGGGAGUUCAUAUCACAGAAGUACGACGAGCUAUGUCUCAAGAUUCAUUACCUGACGGAGCUCGAUGCGACGGUUUCUGGCUUCCGAAGUGACGUGAAAGCUAUUGAGCAACAAAUCACUGAACUGUCUUCGAGAAUGGAUGAUAUCGAGAAGAGAACUAUUUACAAAGAGUGUCCAUCACUGGCCUCGUCUACCGUUGUAUAAGUAAUCGUUUUGGAAAUAUAUUCGUAGCUUGUCAAAGUGA
Molecule: messenger RNA, 524 nt
Organism: Manduca sexta (tobacco hornworm)
Lineage: Eukaryota; Metazoa; Arthropoda; Insecta; Lepidoptera; Sphingidae
Exons: 1
Coding region: 119-484 (121 amino acids)
Source: RefSeq, a predicted model, not a curated record